This is a messenger RNA of Hipposideros armiger (great roundleaf bat), 3758 nucleotides long. RefSeq names its product DEAD-box helicase 51 (gene DDX51). Lineage: Eukaryota; Metazoa; Chordata; Mammalia; Chiroptera; Hipposideridae. The record is from RefSeq and is a predicted model, not a curated record. Gene Ontology annotation, molecular function: ATP binding; nucleic acid binding. The transcript is spliced from 14 exons. The annotation marks the transcript as partial.
CGCGCCGCCCCUGCCCCGCUUCUGCCCGCAGACAGCAGCGAGGAGGCGCCGGGGGAGAGCAGCGUGGACGCCGGGGCUGCGGGGCCGGCGGAGGCCCCGGGCGGACGGCCCCCCGACGAGGCGAGCGGGACCCCGGCACAAGCCCUGCUGCUGGGGGGCUUCGGGAGGAGCAGGGCGCCCAAGGUUCGGCCUUUCCUGCCAGCGUGGCUGGCUGAGCCAAGCUGUGUUGCAAAGAAUGUCACUGAAGACCUGGUGCCCAUCGAGGACAUCCCCGAAGUCCACCCUGACCUGCAGAAGAGGCUGCGGGCACAUGGCAUCUCGUCCUACUUUCCAGUCCAGGCUGCGGUGAUCCCCGCUGUCCUGGAGAGCGCGGCCAACGGGUUUCUGGUGGGCAGAGGUGGCUACCGGCCCAGUGACCUCUGUGUUUCUGCCCCAACGGGCAGUGGGAAGACACUGGCUUUUGUCAUUCCCGUGGUGCAGGCCCUGAUGCCGCGAGUCGUGUGCCAGGUCCGUGCCCUGGCUGUGUUGCCCACCAAGGAGCUGGCCCAGCAGGUGAGCAAAGUGUUCAACAUCUACACAGAUGCCACUCCUCUGCGCGUCGCCCUAGUCACCGGGCAGAAGUCGCUGGCCAAGGAGCAGGAAAGCCUCGUCCAGAAGACAGCCAACGGCUUCCGCUGCCUGGCUGACAUCGUGGUGGCCACCCCAGGCCGCCUGGUGGACCACAUCGACCAGACGCCGGGGUUCAGCCUCCAACAGCUCCGCUUCUUGGUGAUCGAUGAGGCCGAUCGGAUGAUGGACAGCAUGUACCAGUCCUGGCUGCCACGGGUGGUGGCGGCCGCCUUCCCGAAUGACGGUGCUAAGGGUCCCCCUGCUUUGCUGCAGAGGCGGCAGCUCGAGGCCGUGACCGCUGCCAGCACCUGCUGUCCCCAGAUGCCACUGCAAAAGCUGCUCUUCUCGGCCACCCUGACCCAGAACCCUGAAAAGCUGCAACAGCUCGGCCUCUACCAGCCCCGGCUCUUCUCCACGGGGCUGGCUCGCGGGGGCACCAGAGACACCGGCGAGGACGUGGACUUGGGUGGAAAGUACACCUUCCCCGUGGGGCUCAUGCACCACUACGUGCCCUGCAGCCUGCGUGCCAAGCCCCUGGUCAUCCUGCACCUCAUCCUAGACAUGAACUUCACGAGGGUUCUCUGCUUCACCAACUCCCGUGAGAACUCCCACAGGCUCUUCCUGCUCGUCCAGGCCUUUGGGGGUGUGACGGUGGCGGAAUUCUCCUCCCGCUUGGGGCCCGGCCAGAGGAGGACGGUCUUGAAGCAGUUUGAGCAAGGGAAGAUUCAGCUUCUCAUCAGCACAGACGCCACGGCCCGCGGCAUCGACGUGCAGGGCGUGCAGCUGGUGGUCAACUACGACGCCCCCCAGUACCUGCGGACCUAUGUGCACCGGGUUGGAAGAACCGCCCGCGCUGGGAACACCGGGCAGGCCUUCACGCUGCUUCUCAAAGUGCAGGAGAGGAGGUUCCUGCAGAUGCUGGCAGAAGCUGGGGCGCCCGAGCUGGAGCGCCAUGACGUCCCCAGCAAGCUCCUGCAGCCGCUGGUCCCGCAGUAUGAGGCGGCCCUGGCCCAGCUGGAGAGGGCCGUCAAGGAAGAACGAAGGCAGAAGGCAGCCUAGGCAGGGGCUCAAAGGGCAGACGGGGCCCAGCGGCCUUGCCAUGCAGCAAGGUGUGUGCCCCUGCUGGGGUUGGCGCUGUUUUAGAAGAAUUCUGAGUACCAGCUGCUGGAUGUGUGAGCAAGACAGGGAUUCCUCAGGUUUCAAGAAGGGACCUUUGUCCCCUAGCACACGUCCUCAGGCCAGGCCCCUGGACACAAGGACCUUUCGUCGCUGCACCAGCCCUGGCCUGAGACCAUCAAGGGCAUACAAGGUCGGGCACUUGGAAAUAGGGCUUUAGUAAAAUGGUCGGUGCUACCGCAGAACUGACAGGAUGGCAUCUGUCCUGUUUGGCUGGCAGUGGGGCUGGCCCGAGUCGCUCCCUGUGGGCUGGGAAAUGGCACUGUAGGAGCCCUUCCCGCCGUGUCCUAGCAGACCCGGAAACACAGCUGUGGGGGCACCGCCAGGGUACACAGUACACUCCAGCAUGAGAUGCUGUUUGUCACGAACGUAAUUGAAAUGUUUGUAAGAAGGCUCUUUCCCGAAAUUUAUAUGCUGAUGUUAAGACAAACUUAAGAAAAUAGGAAUUGGUUUUUUAUCCUGCCUGAAAGUACGUUAUUCACGUCAGCAAAACCCACCUGAACACAAGUCUUGGGUUCCAUGGGAUGCUGUCGCCCCAGUGGACACAGGGCAGGUACACGUCAGGAGGGCAGUGAGGCAUCUGGGAACCAGGAAACGUUGCAGUUGUGGCUCGUGAGUCCUGAGGGGCAGGGAUGGGAGGGGCUGGACCUCUGCCUUCUAAGAGGCUCCUGUUUGCCCCCUGGCCUCCAGGCCUUCAGUCCGGCGGUGGGACUGUCCUAGGUGUGACAGGGCGGGCCCGGUGCGUUCUCACUGUGACACUGGGGUGCGUUGUACUUCCUGUUGUCACGCCGCCUCCCUCAGCUGGGCGCGGUGGAGCCUUGAACCUGAUGCUGGAGGCCUUGCCAGCAGCCAGAGCCUGUCCAGGACCUACCAUCUGUGGGGAGGCGGUGGUCACUUUCCACUGAGCCGCCACGAUGGUGUUAGAAUGCACCUGACCCUCUGCGUUUGACGGGUGCUAAGGACUUGACGCUAUGCUCUCACAGUGGCUGAGGACAGCUGAGCCCUCCAGGCGCUGAACCAGCCUCCGCAAGUGAGCAGAGUGCGGCUGGUGCCGAACCAAAGCCCCCUCUGAACCAGGAAGCAACACUUGGCGUUGGCACAGACCUGGGUCUGGCUCUUGGCCGGGGAAUGCGCAGGUGACGAGUGGGCUUGCAGACGGCAGUGCCCAGAGCCCGCACGCUGUCUCCCCAUGAACACCAGCCGUUUAAAGUCCGGGAGGUGUGCUCAGGGCACACAGGAGGUGGGCCGGCAUAUGCCCGGGAGGAGGGCCAUUCGAGUCCUGCUGCCACCCCAGCUCGGUGGGAUGGACGGACGUGCUGCUGCUGGGGGUUCAGCCAAGGACACUGGCCAACAAGCCAGGAGCAGCGCAGUCACUAGGAAACGCACAUCAAAACCACAGGGAGGGAGAGCCACCUACCUGGGGGCCGUGGGAACACAUGGGGACAUGGAGUUGCUGUGGCCGGGAGAAGGUACGUCCGGCCGUGUGCAUGUGUGUUGAGAGCAGUCGCCAAGGAGUAGAAGCAGGCGGUCACGUCAGCCACGAUAGACGAGAUGUGGGAGUGCACAGGGUAAGCGGGAAAGGCACAGGGCGACCACAUGGAUGAACCGGGGACCGUGCCAGCCGGCAGAAGCCAGGCGCACGGCCACGUCCUGGGGGGUCAGGCACCUGGAGGGCAGGUGGGUGCUGGCUGGGAGGGGGAGCAGGCCAGCAGCUGCUGAUGGCCACAGAGCUUCCUUUUGGGAUGAGAAAGUUCUAAAAUGGGUGAGUGACCUGCCCUGUGUGUGACGAGGCUCAGUCAAGCACGGAGAGCGCACAUGCAGUCACCUGGGUGACAGGCUGGCUGACGAAACAGGUUGCUGCCCUCAGCUCGCCUUUUUCUGUGCAUUCGAGGGAGGGGGAAAGGGAUUGGGCCGCUGACUGAAUAUAGCAGCCGAGCCUUCGGACUUUUGUAAUAAAUGCCAAGCAGAACACA